ACUCAACUGUAUUGUCUUGGGCGAUGAUCCUUACCGUAUUUUCUCAGCCAACGUUGCGCAGACGCAGACUGUUGGUGACCUCAGAGACGUUAUCAAAGACAAGAAGAAGCCAGAAUUUGACCAUAUUGAUGCUGACCAUCUCGAGCUAUGGCGGGUCGACCUGCCUGUCGACGAGACGAUCGAGCACAAUCUUAACAAUCUUACACUUGACACAAAGGAAUCCCUAUCACCUGUGGAUGAAAUGCUCGAUAUUUUUGAAAAUGCUCCUCAGUAUAAGCAUCUGCAUAUUGUUAUACGGGUCUUACCUGCCAUGUCUUUUGGACCUAUCCACCUCAGACUUAACUGUAUUGUCUGGGGCGAUGAUCCUCGCCAUGCAUUUGAGAUCAAGAUUGCACCGACAGAGAGUGUCAGCACCCUCCAAAAGGUUAUCAAAGAACAGAAAAAGCAUAAAUUGGAUGGUGUCGAUGCUAAGGCUCUCAAGCUAUGGAAAGUCAAGAUCGAUUGGAACGACCUACACUUACUCGACACGAUCGGAGACCAAGGCGUGGAGUUGAAACCGUUAACCAAACUGUCCGAAGUAUUCACGGAUGGACUAGAGCGCGGAUGUGUUCACGUCGUCAUACAACACAUUCCAGCUGUAGGUCGACGACUCGCUUAUCUCAAGAAGAGCGCAGGUACUCCGGCAGUUGGCGCAAUACCGUCCGCAUUCUCUAUAAAGCAGGACGAGCAAGAGUACCUUUGCAAUCGUCCUCGCAGAGCUGCAGACCCUGUUCCAGUUACUCUUCUCGAACCUAUCUUCGCCAAGUUUGUGGAUGAUUGUCAAAAUCAUCAACCAACUGUCUGCGAUAAUGACUUUGUUUGGCAACUUUCGCAAAUUACGUCUUCCUUUCAUUCCGAUGAGCUCACGCGGAUGCUUGUAUUCCGGCAAGUGCUCUGCGACUUCGUUGGCUCGACAAAAUUUACGACAGACGGACAUCUUUUGUCCACCAGCGGACAGUUUGUGCAGGUGAUAUUGGAGGUGAGGAACGAGAUCGGAAGCGGCGCUACCGAACCAUUCACGGAGGCAAUGUUGUACUACCGCAAGUUUAUGGAAGACUCGAAGAUUGAGAUAGUGAAGCUCCGGUCUGUCAUUCCAUGCAUCCAUAUCAUUGUCUUCGGGGCAUGCAUUGGCUUUGCAGGCUCUGUUUUCACAGAAAAGGUCCAGUCUGAUGUCCUGGUCCCUAUCAUUCCUCUGUUUUGGCAUUCAACAGACCUCAAUAUGCAAGUGAUGGCAGCUCGUACUUUCGGGGCUCUCAAAAUCGCCAUCGAGAAACUCACAAAUCUGUACUCUCAUCCAAUUCCAUCCCUCGAACCCAAAGAUCCACCUCUAGGAUGUCCUUAUCCUCGGAGUUAUACCAAGUCAACCGGUCACAUUCAAGAAUUCUCGUAUGAUGAGACUCAAGUCCUCAGGGAUAAACUUAUCUUCUUCGGGGAAACCGUCGGCGAUGCGGCUGGGAGCAAGAUAUGUAUCAAGUUCGUCAGGCACUAUUCCCCUGAAGCCCACGAAUUCUGUGCCAGCAAGGGGCACGCUCCCAAACUUAUCGCCUACAAUCCUUUACCCGGCGGCUGGAAUAUGGUGAUUAUGGAUGUCAUUGAUAUUGAUAAGGAUUACUUCUCGCAACGGCCUGGCUCAUAUCGACUGCUCAGUGAGAUAGCUGUUUUGGACCGCCAGCCGCUGAAGGAGGCCAUCACCUCUCUCAUCCGGGAGUUACACAAUUACAAUGGUGGCUACGUCCAUGGCGACCUUCGGGAUACCAAUUUCGUUGUGAGAGACAAAAAACACUUCAUGCUGCUCGAUUUCGAUUGGGCUGGACCGAUACAGAAGACCCGUUAUCCUAUGCUUGUUAAUCGGAUAGAUAUUCGGCGUCCUGAUGGUGCGCGGGAUGGGAAGAAGAUUGUGGCGGAGCAUGACUUGGAUAUGCUAAAUUAUCUAUUUCAUUCUGAGCAAGAUGGUCAGGAGCCGGCUGCAAAGCGCCGUUGUAUAUAUUUCAAUGGCCAUUUUAUUCAUUCAUAGCAUCGUUGUAUCACCAAACGUCUAAUUUCUUACAUACAAGGACACGCCUUCGGUCUUAUUUUCGACGACAAAUUAUAUUUACAGUAGCAAGUGAGAAAAUAUGAUAUUUGCACAGUCCUGUU
Messenger RNA from Suillus discolor, 2175 nucleotides. RefSeq lists its product as uncharacterized. NCBI's taxonomy places the organism in Eukaryota, Fungi, Basidiomycota, Agaricomycetes, Boletales, Suillaceae. The transcript is spliced from 5 exons. The coding region runs from base 242 to 2053 and encodes 603 amino acids. The record is from RefSeq and is a predicted model, not a curated record.